GCAGAGUUUGAAAAUUUCCCUUGUCACAAAUUUGUGAAGCAGUGUUCUAAAAUGUCAAUGCCUGAUGUACACAACUGCCUAUAUCUGUCUUCUGAAAAUGAGCGGAUUAGAAAGAAAUACAAGAAACUUGCAAGAAGAAAUGGAGUGCUAGAAAGAGAGCUGAACGAUCUAAAGGAGCAGUUUACUACCCAAAGAUUUAUGCAAACUAAUUCAAGAAGUGUCCAAGUUCAGACUGAAGAAAAAAGACAAAGAAGUGUUGGGGGAUCAGCGAUAAAAUCAAACCAAUACGACAGACAAAAGAAACCAGCUCAAGAUGAACAAUUUGAAAGUACAACCAAGAUGUUGUCAAUGCAUAACAAUCUUAUGAAGAGAUACCAGAAGGAACUAAAGACUAACACAGCCCAUGUGGAACAAAUUGCUACUUUGAGUUUAGAAAACAGAGAUCUGGAAAAGAAACUCCAAGAUGCCAAAAGAAAAAUAGAUGAAUUACACAAAGAGAAUGAAGCUCUGCAGGCCAGAAUUAAUGCUGUGGGCAUUAAGGAAAGACUAACACCUUCUAAGAGAGAUUUAAUGGCUGAUCUCCGUAAAGUUUCACAAGAGAGAGAUAGGAUUGCUAAGGAAAGAAAAAAGUUUAAAGAUGAGCUCAAGAUGUUGGACCGGGGAUUCUUUGAAGAAGUAGAAGACUUAAAAUAUGCCCUUCAACAAGCUGCAAGACUGAACAGUGCCUAUGAGAAAGCUCUCAAACAACUGUGUUCCCAGUAUGGUCUUUCCUUCCCUAAAAUAACAACUACAGCACCAACAAAACGCCAUAGGAAACGCUCAAGGUCACAAGCAAGAGAAUUUACAAGUCAAUAGUAUUGUAACAAAUAAUUCACUCUCUGCUCUUAACCCUUAAACUCUCAAAAUCUGGUUGUUAAUUUUCCUCUCUAGCUUCUACACAUUUCCUUGUAAAUUAGUUACAAGAAGUUGAUGUUAGAUCAAGAUAACAACCUCUACCUCAUAAGUUGGAGUAUUCCCAUUACCUGUUUGCUGGAUAAUGUAUGGAUAUAGAGGGAAAAGUAACAUGUUAAUCACUUCUGGAGUUAUAGGGUUAAAGAGCAGAAUUGUUAUGUAAUUACUCCGGAUGAUGAAUUAUAAAUAAGGUUAAAAGAACUAAUAACAUCCAGGAAGAAAAAAAUAUUUCAUGCUGCUCAUUGGUUAGCUAAAUAGCUGGAAAUUAAAUCAAGUCGGAUGAUGUUAGUUUGUAAUUAACAGUUCCAGUAUUUCUAUAAACAUUCCCGCCUUAACUUGUUAAUAGCCCAUUCAGUAUCAGCUAACAACCACCAAAAAAUUUACAUGUAUCAUUUGUGGUUAAAUAGAGGAUCUGCUUAAGUAGAUGUCAACUUUUUUUUUUAAUAGAUACUUAUUAUCUUUUAACAGGUGCAAUUUAUGAGCAGAUCUAAAGGAUACUACCAGUAAUCUCUACUAAAACAACCUAUUGAGAGACUUA
This is a messenger RNA of Pocillopora damicornis (cauliflower coral), 1489 nucleotides long. RefSeq lists its product as uncharacterized. NCBI's taxonomy places the organism in Eukaryota, Metazoa, Cnidaria, Anthozoa, Scleractinia, Pocilloporidae. The record is from RefSeq and is a predicted model, not a curated record.